Messenger RNA from Sapajus apella (tufted capuchin), 653 nucleotides. RefSeq lists its product as uncharacterized. Bases 63 to 422 code for a protein of 119 amino acids. The transcript has 4 exons. The record is from RefSeq and is a predicted model, not a curated record. Lineage: Eukaryota; Metazoa; Chordata; Mammalia; Primates; Cebidae.
GGAUAUUUAAAGACUGGGCCUUGGGCCCUGCAACACUGCUGUCUCCGCUCCUGCCUGCUGUCAUGUGGCUGGGGCUUCUCCUCCUGCUGUGGCUGAGCCCUGGGGUGAAGACAGGCAGCUGCUCCCAACCCCAGCGCCUUUGCUGUCUUGGAACAGAUCACCACUGCAAGAGGGGAGGUUGCUACUGUGAUGAAUUCUGCCAUGUGGUACCAGACUGCUGCCCAGACCACAGUGUCCUCUGCAACCCUGCUUCUCAGAUGACCAAGAUGGGGCUGCAGAUGGUGCUGAGGAUGGAGAACCCACCCAGCCCUGCUAGGAGCCAUCUAGACUGGGUGCAGAGCACGGUUCAGCGGCUUCUCCAAACCAGCCUCCCAGGAAUGCCGUUCUCCAUGGCCAUAGAGGGGAUCAAGAAGAAAGCCUGACUCCUCUCCUGAGGCCCCUUCCCCACCCCGAGCCAGCAGGAUCCAUGGAGCAGAGGUCAUCUGUCCCCAGCGUGGCCAGCUGAGGCCAGAAUUGCUGGGCCAGGGGUGCUUGUCUCUCAGCUCACAUCCUGUAUACUUUCACAUUGGUUUAGCCAGAGCAAAACUGAAAUGUACAGUUGUCAUGAACACGUUUAAAUGUGCGUAGAAUCAGUGAUACAAGCUAUGAAACAU